UCUAGCUUCCGCAACAUGGCGGGACUCUCAUAGCUUCCUGAAUUACCCGAGGCAACUUUUUAUCUGCCGAUCGACGCCUGUCGUUUUGAUGUGCAGAGCUGCUUCUUUUCAGUUUCAGUCGAAAAGAAGCUUGGAGAAGAGAACUGCCGGCUGUGUGAUAUCACCGCUCGAGAGGGCAGUUCCGGAAGCAUCCAGUUCGCUGGCUGUCCAUAUACUGCAGGCGACUUCCUGUUUGUGUGGUGCGUGCGCCACAUCCAUGGCCUCUUGCAUGUGAGCUGAAACUGAGGCAUCUGGGGGGGGCCAGGUCGGGGAAGCUCGGGUGUAGGAGCCAGGAGCCUGCCCUCACAGCUGGUGGCAAGCUUUGGGGCUGCCCUCUGGAGUCAAAACACGGCAACAAUCUGGUGGCAGCAAUACCAACAUGGAUAAAUAUUUAUAUGAGGGUUUUUACAGCUACAACCCCGUGGAACACCAACAUGAUGAUGACUAUAUUCCUGUAGACCCAGGAGAUCACAUGGAGGUUGAGACGCCACUUGAGUUUCCUGUCGAGGGCACGAUGGAACAGCCCAAGGGAUGGUUGAAAGGACGAAAUUUAACAAAGGGUGUUACAGGCCUUUUUCCAGGUCAUCCCUAUGUAAAGUUCAUCCGCAAAGAAAGCCUUUCCAAUUCCUUAACACACAAUCGUCCCAGUGAAGCCCCAUCACCACCACCAACAGAUGGCCCACCCAAGAUACCUCAUCGCUUUGGCUCUGAUGUCUACUUCCUACGUCCUGCGCCCUGCAUGCACUGUCAUGACUACAUCUGGGGGCAGAAAACUGUUGGCAAGCGAUGUGAAGCUUGUGGGAAGUGUUGCCACACACUCUGUGCUCCCUUCAUCGUCAACUCCCACUGCAACCGUGACCGUGCAGCAGCUGCCAAGCUUGAACCCCACAUCUCAGACCAUGUUGUGCCGCUCGAAAGCUGGACCGUGAACAAUGUGAUCGAAUGGAUGGCAGCAUUGAAUUUGUACCGCUUUGCAGAGCUUUUCCGAGAAAAACAAGUGACUGGUGAAGACUUGAAAGUGAUGGAUGCUGACAAAUUACAUGAUAUGGGAAUAAAGGAAGAUUAUCACCAGAAGUCCAUUCUUGUGUGCAUUGAUGAGCUUUGUGGAAGGAACCCAGAUAAUCAACCUUAUGCCUCAAGUUUGCCCACCGCAGGACAGUGUGUAGAAAUGGAAGCUGCUGGCUGUUCUGGAGACUCCGAGCACCGUUUCGCCGAGUACAACUUCACGUCGUUACAGCGCUGUCACGUGUGCGACAAGUUCCUGUACGGCCUCGUGCGCCAGGGGCUGCAAUGUCGAGUGUGCGGCCUGAGCUGUCACCAGUUCUGCUCGGCUCAGCACCCGACCCAGUGCAACGUACCCAAGCUUGAGCGACUGCGGAGACAAAGUUUUUGUAUGAAUGGCGUGUUCGGCUCGGAGCUGGCGGAGGAGGUGGAAAAGUCGCGACUGGAGGCGCCUUGGGUGGUGAUACGAUGUGUACAGGAGAUCGAGAAGUGGUGCCAUGAACACAAAUCGGAGGCCUUAAGCAUUAUCGAAUUGGCCAGAGCAGAAGACAUCAAUGCGAUCAAGGCAGCAUUCAAUCUGGUGAGUGAGCCGGACAAGGUGAACCUGUCAUCGUCUGAUGUCCACAGUGUGGCGGGUGCCCUGAAGAAGUACUUGAGAGAGUUGCCCAACCCUGUCGUUCCAGUGGACAUGUACAACCAGUUCAUCGAAGUUGCCAAGACGGCCAGCAAGACUGACCUGACCAAGUCGUUGACGGACCUGGUGGAGGAGAUGCCGCCGGCGCACAAAUGCACGUUGGCCUACAUCAUGGCGCACUUCUGCCGCCUGUGGCGCAUGCAGACCGAGUCCGGCACUGCGGACGGCAUCGACAAACUGUCGCACGUCUUCUGUCACGUGCUGCUGCGCCCGCCCUGGGAGAAGAUCGUAGAUAUCAUCGAGAACACCAAGCUGCACAUCGACAUCAUCGAAGAGCUCCUGCGCAACGGCAACUGGGGCGAGCAGAUUCCCCCUAUCCCCUCGCCAAAUCCCAUCCUGCCUCCUCGAUUUCUAGGGUUCGACUUCCCAGGACCAGUCGUUGGACCCACUAUGCCAUCUCCAUCGUCAGCCGAGGAGCGUUUGAAGGAGGCAGAGUGGUACUGGGGAGAUAUCACCCGCGAGGAAGUCAACGAAAAGCUGAAAGAUAUGCCAGAUGGCACUUUCCUAGUGCGAGAUGCCACCACCCCGGGUGACUACACCCUCACGCUGAGGAAAGGUGGCAGCAACAAGCUGAUCAAGAUCCUUCACAAGGAUAGCAAGUACGGCUUCGUGGAGCCGCUAGAGUUCAACUCCGUGGUUGACCUCAUCCAGCACUACCAGACCAACUCUCUGGCCAUGUACAAUCGCACCCUGGACACGCGGCUCAUGUACCCGGUCAGCAGGAACAUGAACCUGGAGAGCGAGCUAACGGAGGACGUGUCAGAGGAGGUGAAAAACCUGAUCGAGGUCAACCGCCAGUACCUGGAGCGGCGGGCGCAGUAUGACCGACUGUACGCCCAGCACACACGCACAUCCCAGGAAAUGCAACUCAAACACCAGGCCCUGGACGCCUUCAAGGAGACCAUGGCCGUCUUCCAGGAGCAGAUGGACUUGCACCGCCGCAUGCACCAGGAAGCAGCGCCGCACGAGAUUCAGAAAUUGCAAGAGAACUACGAGCUGCUCAAGUCCCGCUACAUGAAGAUCCAGGAGAGCAAAAGCGCCCUCGAGGUCGACAUCAACCGCAAGUCGCACCUGAACCGCACGCUCAUCUCCGACAUGAACGGCAUGAAGCCCGAGAUCAAGCGGCUCACCCGCCAGCGCGACCAGCUCAAGAAAUGGUUGCUGGACCACGGCAAGACACACGACUUCCUCGACAACAUUCUGGAAGGAAAGAAGGACAGCCCGGCAGGGUCGUUGCUGCUGCCAGAAAGUGACUAUGGUCUGCCACAGAUGGAGGAGUCUCACUGGUUCGUCAACUGCCAGCGCUCGCGGGCCGAGGAGAUGCUGCAAGGACGAACAGACGGCACCUUCCUCAUCCGGCCCAAACCGGAGGAGGGCACAGUGCACGUGCUGUCUAUAGUGUGUCGCGGCAUGGUGGGCCACUGCAAGGUGCUGCAUCGGGACACCGGGUACGGCUUUGCGGACCCCUACUUCAUCUUCCCGACGCUGAAGGACCUGGUGAUGCACUACCAUCGCACGUCGCUAGCCGAGCACAACAAUGACCUGGACAUUCGCCUGCUGUACCCUGUGCGGGGCCCGGCCCCACCGCAGCCCCACAAUGACGUGUAUCUGCGCAUGCAGCAACAGUAGUAGUCCAGACUGCCUCGGACCACUCCCCAGCCCCGACAAUCUUCCCAGCAUGGAUGUCAUCGUUGCUGGCGGGAGGAGUGGGAGAGGAGGCUGCAGCGGUGUGUGUGUGUGGUGCGUGCGUGCGUGUGUGACUUACGGUGGUGCCAGCUGUGCUCACCCAUCCAGACCAAACUGUAUCGGCCACAUGCAUGGAUGGACAGACAUUCUGCUUUGGCGAUCCCCACUUGCAAGAGGACUGUACCACAGGGUCUGCAGUGUGGAUGGUGAUAAUCGUCCUUAUUUUUAUUAUUUUCUUUCAAUCUCUCGGAGUGUUUAGCGUCCUUCAAGACCGCUAGAGGAAAACAUUAUAUCUUCACACCCUUUGUCUUUCUUCAGGAAAGGAGUGUUUGGCCUUGUACGAUUCUCAUCUUCGUUGACUACCCUGAGCAACGGUAUCUGCACCAAAGUACAGCUCGAAAUGAUCGAAGUGUUUACGUUAUAAACAUGUGUCGCAAAGGCUGAUCCAUCCUUUCCCCCCCUGGACUCAAGUGAAUGCUGGGUAAUGGACCAAAUCAGUGGGUUUCUGUUGCAGGAAAGAAAGUUGAGGGUGCACGGGUGUAAAGGUGGUAGGCGCGGAGAAAGAACAGUCAACCAGCGUUGUUCUCUUGCAAUUUUUUUUUUUACACACGCGAGUGAAUACUGGUGAAACUUGUUAAAACGAGUGUUUUGUGAGUGGCGCGGAGAAAUAGUGUGUGGCAACGAAAGUGUACCAUUGGUUUACAUUCGUCAGACUGGACGUGUAGAUGCUUUUUUUUUCUUAACCCCACCCCUUCCCUCCAGUUUUGUAAGAGACAAGUGUGUUGGGAGGUGUGCGUAUAAAUAAUAAUUGGAGGUGGGUGGCCUGGAGACGUUUUGUGUCUGUGAGUGCGAUCAGCUGAGCUGCAAUCAGACUUGCAGUGAUGUUCAAUAGACAAGGAGAUCGCCAGCAUUGGAAAUAUAUUCGCGAGCUGCUUCAGCAGGAGAAACACAGCAAGAACAGCAGCGCAAAGAACUGAAGCUUAGGCCGGCCAGCCAGCCAGCCAGCCUCGCGUCUCUAAAAGACUCGGGAAGCAGCUUAAGACACAAGUCACACCCGGCCUUGCCAGGCCCACAGAGACGGGAAGUGCGUGUUGGUCCUGUCCAACACCCUUUUGAAGGCUUGUUCGAGGUCACUGUUUAAACGGGUACUUGUAAUGAUUUGUUUUGAGUCGCUAUAAUCGUUCCCCUGUAUCCAACCUCCCUCACCCUCCAACGCUGUGCCCCACCCCUUUGUCCACCCCCUUGCCUUCCUCAUGCCCUUGGUGCUUUUUUCAGUCCCCUACCCACACCCCAAGAGUCUUGAACUAUUUGUAUCUUGCUGGCAGGUUGUCUGCAAACUCUACUACUAGUGACUGCAAAAUGGCAAACACGCAUGUCUGGGUUGGUCACACUUGACAAAGCAGGCCUGGGAGCUGCUUGAACUUGUGGCUCUUGCACAGCACCUGGGGUGUUGCACACGUGAGGGGGAGGGGAAGAUGGUUGUCUGCUCGUGCCGCCGCCGUGCAGUUAGUCUUGAGCAGUCAUGGAAUGUUGUAGAAUUUUGUGGAGAUACCGUCGGCGGAGACGAGCAGCUGAAAAAAAUAGUUUUGUCCGUACUUCCUGAUUCUCUCGUUGUGCAGAGAGAUGGCCUUCAUUGGCUGCUGGCUUCUCACAAUUUGUUGACUGUGUGCAUGUGUGUGUGCGUGACACCUACACUAUAACACACGAAAGUUGUAGGUUACUUCGUGCUCAUUUGGAGGCCAUAUUCUCUUCUUCCACAUGUUCCUUCAGAUGGAACGGUACAUGCGCGUGCAUCUUACGCGCUCUCCGGUGAGUUAUUUUUCAUGUUUUAUAUGGCGAACGGCCAGCCCGACUACAAGGAGAACUGCUGGAAGUGGAUAGAGGUGGUGUUGGGAACUGGCAGGCAGCACAGGGCUUGUGCAGUGGGCCACUUCGUGGUCAGCCCGACUCCCACCCUGCCCCUCAACCCCCUCUCGGCAGUGGGUGUAGGGUACACAAGCUUCGGGGCUGGUAGGGGAGUGUGUCUCGAGCUUGGGGACAUUUUCCCACAACAGUGCACGCUCACACAAUCCUGAGACACCAACAUUCUCUCAAGUGCAAGUCGAGAGGGGAGGUUGGCGCAUGCUGUGCUCCGCAGUUCGUCCAUAAUGCCUUUAAUCGUAUAUGUAGGUAACAAUUGUGGUUUACCGUCCAUCAGCCUCUUAUCCAAGGCUCAGGUACGUCUCAGAGCAGAGGCACACCCCACCCCUUCUCUCUCUCUCCUCAUCAUGCGGUAGAUAAAAUCGGUCUUCCCACAAGACUUGUAGAAAAAACUAGGAUGUCCACACACUUCUUGGCAUCAUCGCUCCUGGGGACAGAGUCUGUGAGGGUCACAGUCGAGUGGUGCAACAAACCGCCGGCUUGAAACCUUGAUGGACACGGAGCAUCCACCCGACACCUCAUCCCGGGGAAUCUAUCGAUUGAUACUCUCAUUUUACAAUUUUGCACGGGAAGUUUAACAGCCACCAUCCCCUUCUACCAGCACUUAUUGUUUGCAACAAAAAAGGGGAGGCUGUUUUCUAUUUGAGGCGAUUUAAUUUUGGGUUUUUUUCCCCCUCUUCCCUGUUUUCUUUCAUCUUUUUAUCAUAAUGUCCGGUUAGGUGACCGCUGAUUAUUUUAGGAAGUUUGUCUUCAUUUUUUUUUUCCUUCUGCACAUUUCGCCACUGAAUUCCUGUAUCUUGGUAGUUAGGUUUUCAAGAAAUUUUAUUCGACAAAGUGUCGCAGGAUAGGUCCGUCAGUCCCCGGGACAAGCAGUCAGUUACUUGAAUCCCACUUCCCAUCCCCCCUACGCUUUGUUUUCAAGGGAACACUCGAAAUGAGCCAAUACUGCUAUCAAAUUUGCUUAAGAUCCUUUUUUGUUGAUUAAGCUGUUUCUCCGUAACACCUGGGUAGUCCAAUCGACGUAAAUACACUUAGUGGUUGUCUCUAGCCAACCUUUGCCCCUGAACCCCCACAACAAGUUAUGAGCAGAUCUUAGGGUGGCAAGCCCCAGUCGUCAGCGAAACCUUGGGGCCGUCCUCACCCGGGUGUGACGAUUUCAUGAAUUUCUGUAGGAACUGUCGACGUAAGGUCUACUUGGUAUCUAGUCAGGUUUCCUUGGUAACUCAGCGCGAGCAGCAGAGGCCUCGAGCGCCCUCGCACGGCAAAGGACCAGUAACCACAUUGAUAUUACGUCACAGUAGCAUUCCCUUGUUUUCAUUUUACACCUGCAUGGAGGGCCAUCUUCAGUAAUUGUAUAUUUUGAAUGCUUAGUUGUACAAAGAAAUCUUCCAAACGUGGCUGUAGUGUGUCAGUGGGGUGAAUGCUGGAACUUUCGGUCUCACACUACUGUACUAUACUACUUAACCGGUCCUUAACCGCGCGUGCUUUACUUGUGAUACAUAGGGCAUUGUGUGCACGAGCUGUGUGUUUGUGUGCGUGACUGGUGUAAAAACAAUCUGCAUGCAUGUCGACACAGUAGCAGGACAUUCUGGCAGCCAGGCAGUCGAGACGACCCUGCUUUUAUCGUCUGGCACCAAGGCUUUGGUUUUUGGCGAGGACAAAGGUGGGCGAGUUAGUUUGCCAAGUGUUCUACCCUGGGUAGCUCAGCCAUUGCUUAAGUCGACUUUGCCACGUGCGUGUACACAAGGCGCGCGCUGGUACCCGUCUUUCUUUGCACCCUGUUGUCAAAAGGUGGUAUCACGGUUGGUCCCAUCGAUCUUGAUAAGAGAUUACAAGUUCAGCCGACUGUGGGAGCGGGUAGAGGGGUAGUUGAGGUGAGACAUGUGUGCGCAUGUCAGUGACGUUUGUUCCUGUCUCCUAGCUUGAUGUACGUUCCUGCGGCUGAACUCAUUUUUUUUCCCCCAACUAUAUCUGCCUUGAACUUUCUCAAGCUGUCUUUCUGUCCCCUGCCCCCUGACCUCGAGGUCGAAGUGGACAAAUGGUUUGUCCAGUCGCUGCUCAUGUCACUUGGCUCGUCCACACCACGGUGCUGUUGAGGUCGUUGUCGAUGGCUGCGCCUGUGAUCUCGGGUACCUAGCGCUCAACAGAACUUCUUUCAAAGCGCAUUUAGCUGGGCUGCCUUACAGAGGGUGGGCGUGUGAGUGCGCGAGUGUGUGUGCUAGUGUGUACAAUGGGGUGAGUGAGAGAGUGAAACUUAUUUUUUGAUGGUGAUCGACGGACCUGCAUUCACUCGCUGCAGGUCGUCUAGGCCCGUGUCUUUAUUUUUUCAUAUCUUGGGAUGUUGAUGACUUAUUUUCUUGCAAUGGUGUGCGAGAAACGAAAAUUAACAGUUGCGACCAGAGUAUAUGUUUCCGUUCUUGCAAAACAUUGAAGUAAAACAGAAUAAGAAGAGUGUAUUGCUGUACAUGUAAUGAUGUAGGUCUAUUUGUACAGAACUAAACCGUUGACUACUGAAUAAAACACACUUGAUGUUAAA
Pomacea canaliculata is the source of this 7877-nucleotide messenger RNA. Its product is annotated as phosphatidylinositol 3-kinase regulatory subunit alpha-like. The record is from RefSeq and is a predicted model, not a curated record. Gene Ontology annotation, biological process: phosphatidylinositol phosphate biosynthetic process; insulin receptor signaling pathway. Lineage: Eukaryota; Metazoa; Mollusca; Gastropoda; Architaenioglossa; Ampullariidae. Gene Ontology annotation, cellular component: phosphatidylinositol 3-kinase complex. Gene Ontology annotation, molecular function: protein binding; 1-phosphatidylinositol-3-kinase regulator activity.